CAGACAUGAAAAGGAUGAAUAGCAACUGGAAAGGAUUGCCCAGGACAGGGUUGGGUGGAAAGUGCUGGUGGACGGCCUAUGCUCCUCCACGAGGGAUAACAGGUAUAAGUAAGUAAGUAAUGUUUACUGAGGGAAACGAGCUGAUGACUUUUCAAAUGACCGGAAUAGUAAGGAAUGGAUCACCUUAACUAGGCAUUCGGAACUGUUAUAUCCACCGUUUAGCCACCUAAGUGGGACACUGACAGUAGUCUUAUAAAGAAAUGAGAAAAGGCAGGCAUAUCCAAAUGAAAUCAAAUCUACAGGUCUACCUAAUUUGUAGACCAGUCCUUCCUCAUAUUUUUCACUUCCGGGUUUACGAAAUUUUGAGAUUAUUUAAUGAUCCCGUUUAGUCCUUUUAAUAAAUCACUCGAAAUACUGAAAUAUUUUCGUGCAUAUUUGUGUUUUUUUUAACGGUUCACAGAUAAUUAAUGAUGAUUUCUACGGACCAAGAACUCAAAGUCUCUCGCAUGACAAAAAGAUCGCAGAAUAAAAAACUAUUCGGUCGCGAUAACUACAAGUUGCGUGAGUUCGUAUUGCAACCAUAUUGUAUCCGGUAUUUCGAAGUUAGCGGUGGAAAUCGUGGUAAAGAGAAAGGUCAGCUCCUUCUCAGUCAUGUUAAGUUCAUCGAGAAAGUACAGGAUGAUGAGCUUGAUAACAAAAAGAAUGCUUUCCAGGUUGCUUAUGCAGAAGAUGCGAUUUCCAGCACUUGGUAUCUCCUGUAUAUUGUCGCAAAUUCCGCCAUUGAACGAGAUGACUGGAUUAGUCUGGUCAGAUUUUAUACACGUGAACGAGGAGCUUCUUUUCUGCCACGUUAUCAUCCAGGUGUUUGGAAACGUCCUGGUAGAUAUAGCUGUUGUGAUGACAUCAAUCGUCGAUCUAUGGGGUGUCAGCCUACUAAUGAGCCAGGUCCAUCUGUGGUCAUUGAGCAACUUUGGCGCACAGCUACGGGGGUCGACUCAAAUAACUGUCAACCUCAAAUUCCGCAGGCUGCAACGACAGCUAAUAUAGUGACAAAUACACAACCUUAUCCUGUUUCUACUCCUCAAUUAGUUACAAUGCAGCUUAAUUCAAACGUGCAACUUACGUCUAAUCCACUAUCCGUGUCCGAUUUGAAUUCGACCAACAUAACUUCCACUUCAGCUUCAUUUAUACCACUUACUUCCGCUGUCGGGUUGCCUGUACUUCAUCAAACACCUGGUCUUUCAACUCCUGUCACGGGAGUGUUAAUGUCUACCACCGUUACUAGUUCGAUUUCUCCUUCAACCUUAUUUCAAAUACAACAACAACAACAGCUUCUACUACAGCAGAAACAACAACAGCUUGCUAUGCUUGCAAAUAACAACGCAGGUCAAUUUUCCCAUUUAAAUAAUGCAUUGCGUCGGUCAGGAAUGAAUCAAAAUAGAGGACAUUCCUUACGUUAUAUUCAGCCAACUUUUGAUAUGGAUGAAGGAGAAAAUACAGUUAUUGCAGUGUACAACUAUAAUCCUGUAAGGGAAAACCAACUGCCUUUACAAAAAGGUGAAAAGUAUUACGUAGUCAAUCAAAGUAAUGCUCAAUGGUGGUAUGUUAAGAAUAUGACUGGUCAAUUGGGUUAUGUUCCUACUAAUUAUGUUCAUAAACCAAACAGUCUCAAUUCAUUUGAUUGGUAUUACAAAGAUAUUACUAGGCAACAAGCUGAAGCUAUUUUACUAGACGAGAAUCGCGAAGGUUGUUUUCUUGUUCGAGACUCAGUCAGCAAAAAGAAUACAUACACUUUAUCAGUUACUUCGAAAGACCCUGAAGCACCAGGAAAAUUAAAAGUACAUCAUUAUCAUAUCCAUAGAACAGAGUCAUCAAGUCUGAAUGGACACAUGAAUGGAUGUGGUGUUGGUAGUGGUAGUGGCAGCAACAGUGGUUUAAAUUCUACUGCAUCUGUUGCUGCUACCAGCAUUACAAUAACAACAACAACAACUAAUACCAUUGUAAACAUGAAUGGUUCAACUGGUACAGGAUCGAAUACCCCGAAAGUUGGAUCAACCAUUAAUGGUGAAGCACAAUAUUAUUUAUCUGAAAAGCACGCAUUCCCUACAAUCAGUGAUGUCAUACAUUAUCAUAAGCAUAAUUCUGGUGGAUUAGUUGUUCGACUCAGAUCACCACCGACCAAAGAUCGAGAAAGUCCUGUCACAGCUGGGAUGGGUCUAGAUGAGUUUGAACUCGAUCCAGCUGAACUUCAUUUAGAAAGAGAGCCAAUCGGAAAAGGACAAUUUGGAGUUGUGAAACGUGGCAAAUUCCGUAACAUUCCGGUAGCUGUAAAACAAAUGGUCGAAGGGGCUAUGAAUGAAGACGAUUUUAUUGAAGAGGCUAAAAAUAUGAGAUUCCUUAAUCAUCCAAAUCUUGUACAGUUAUUUGGUGUUGUAUUGAAAAAGCGUCCAAUUAUGAUUAUCACUGAAUAUAUGAAACAUGGUUCAUUACGUGAUUUUAUGCGACAGCGUCAGACACAGUUUUGCAAUCGACCAGUUGUUAUGUCUGAUAUUUGUGCUCAAGUAGCAAAUGGAAUGGCUUACUUGGAACAAGAACAAUUUGUACAUCGUGAUUUAGCAGCACGAAAUUGUUUAGUAAAAUCAAUUAAUCAGAAUUCAGUUCACGUCAAGGUAGCUGACUUCGGUAUGGCACGUUUCUUACUAGAUAAUGUAUAUGAACCAAGUGCUGGGACAAAAUUCCCUGUUCGUUGGGCACCCCCUGAAGUAUUUCAGUCUACUUAUACAGCUAAGGCAGAUGUAUGGAGUUUCGGUGUACUUAUGUGGGAAGUGUUUACCUGCUGUUCAGAAAAUCCUUAUCAAGGCAUGAAUAAUACACAGGUCUACCAGUAUAUUGUUGGCGGUGGGCGAUUGCACAAACCUGCUGUAUGUCCUGAUCGAAUUUAUGUUUUAAUGCUUGAGUGUUGGCAGCAUGAUCGUAGUAAGAGACCAGCAUUUGAUUAUAUUUGUCAAAAAAUUGGAGGAUACCUUGAUCAAAACUGUGAGAAUUGA
Schistosoma rodhaini is the source of this 3047-nucleotide messenger RNA. NCBI's taxonomy places the organism in Eukaryota, Metazoa, Platyhelminthes, Trematoda, Strigeidida, Schistosomatidae. The record is from the annotation of a GenBank genome assembly.